AUGGGAAAAGCAGUUUCCAAACUCUCAAAAGAUGAGAUCAAACAGCUCCGUGAUCGCACCUUAUUUGACAAGCGUGAGCUUCAGCAAUGGUAUAAAGGAUUUCUACGUGAUUGUCCCUCAGGACAGCUUUCGGAAGACGAGUUUGCGAAAGUAUUCAAGCAAUUCUUCCCUUUUGGCGAACCCCACGAUUACUGCCACUAUCUUUUCCGGAUAUUCGACACCGACAACUCAAAGUACAUCGACUUCAAGGAGUUUAUAAUAGCGCUUUCGCUCACUGCUCGUGGAGACCUUAACCAGAAGGUGGACUUUACGUUUCGUCUAUAUGACUUGGAUAGAGACGGCAAGGUGUACUAUCAGGACACUUUGGCGGUGAUUACGGCAAUAUACAAAAUGGUGGGGCCAAUGGUGGUGCUCCCGGAAGACGAGCGGACCCCUGAGUUGCGGGCAGCAAAGCUAUUUACAUUGGCUGAAAAGGAUAAGGACUCGGAUUAUCUUGACAUCAACGAUAUGAAACGAAUCGUCAAGAUGGACCCCGCGCUUGCCAACUCACUCAACACCUACGAGGGUUUGGUAUGA
Messenger RNA from Sungouiella intermedia, 576 nucleotides. Lineage: Eukaryota; Fungi; Ascomycota; Pichiomycetes; Serinales; Metschnikowiaceae. The record is from the annotation of a GenBank genome assembly.